CUCCUUUGCUGAAACCCUGAAACUUGACUUUUAAAGAAAGAAAGGACGUGAAGAUUUCCCCACUUCUAUAGUUCGCCAUUUUCUCUCCCAACAUUUUUCCGUCCCCAAACAAUCCCUCCCUCUGCCUAACUCAGACGGAGUAACAUAUGCUUCUUCUCUCAACCUUCUAGAUCCCAUGGCGUCCGCCAAACCCCCGCUCCACUUCCUCCUCUUCUGUAGCCUCAUCUACGUCGCCCUCUCCGACGAUGCCGCCGUCAUGUCAAAGCUCCGCGCUGCUUUGUCUCCGGUGCCUUCUGGUUGGUCCGGUUCCGUCCCAUUCUGUUCAUGGUCCGACGUGAACUGUGAUAAGUCGACUGGCAACGUCAUCUCCAUCAACUUAGACUCCAAGUCCGUCUCCGGCAGCCUCCCUUCCGAUAUCACCCUGCUUUCCGAACUCCGGAGCCUCUCCGUCCAGAGAAACUCCCUCUCUGGAACAUUGCCGUCUUUUGCGAACAUGUCAAACCUGGAGGACCUCUACUUAAACAAUAACAACUUCAGCUCAACCCCGCAGGGUUUCCUUUUAGGUAUUCCCAAGUUGCAGACGCUCAGCAUUUCUGAAAACGCAAACCUAGGUCCUUGGCAAAUCCCUACUUACUUGACAGAAAGCACUAAUUUGAAAUCGCUGUACGCGAGCCAUGCCGGUAUAUUUGGUUCCAUUCCGGAUUUCUUUGAUUCCUUCCCAAAUCUCCAGGACUUGAAGUUAUCCUAUAACAAUCUCACAGGCUCACUCCCCCAGUCGUUUUCUUCAUCGGAGAUCCAAAAUCUGUGGCUGAAUAACCAGCAACAAGGCCUCUCAGGGACUAUUGAAGUGCUUUCCUCUAUGACACAGCUCUCCCAAGUAUGGCUUCACGCUAAUUCAUUUUCGGGUCCUAUCCCCGACCUCUCAAAAUGCACCAAUCUAUUCGAUUUGCAGCUUAGGGACAAUCAGUUCACUGGAAUUGUUCCUGAUUCUCUUGGUAAUCUCCCAAGUCUAAAGAAUAUCACAUUGCAGAACAACAAGUUGCAGGGUCCUCAGCCUAAUUUUGGAGAUGGUGUUAAGGCCAUUGUUGGGCCUAUAAACAGUUUCUGCAAGGAUACCCCAGGUCCGUGUGAUCCCCAGGUAACUGCCCUACUUGCUAUUGCGGGUGGUCUUGGUUAUCCGAUCACUCUUGCAGACUCUUGGAAGGGGAAUGAUGGUUGUAAGCAAUGGACGUUUGUGAAUUGUGAUCCACAGCAGAAGAAUGUGAUUACUCUUAACCUUGGAAAGCAGCAUUUUUCUGGUGUUAUUUCUCCAGCCAUUGCGAACUUGACGUCACUUAGGAAUGUUUACUUGAAUGAUAAUAAUCUCACAGGUUCCAUCCCUAAGAGCUUGACUACUUUGCCUCAGCUUAGAGUUCUUGAUUUGACUAAUAACAACUUGUCUGGGGACAUACCCGUGUUUCCACCUUCUGUGAAGUUCACCUAUUCCGGCAACUUAUUUCUUGGGAAGAAUGUCGCUCCUUCUGGGGGACCACCUGGACCCGGUCCUAACCCAAAUGCUCCUCCUUCUCCUGCCACUCCAAAUAGCUCCUCGAUUUCGCCUGGUAUCAUUGUGGGUGUGAUUAUAGCUGUGAUAAUAUUUCUUCUAGUUGUGUUGUAUGUUUCUUACAAAUACUAUGUGAAUCGUCGCCAUAAAAAAUUUGGUAGGGUAGGAAAGCCUGAGAAAACCAAUCAGAUGGUGGUUAAGACUAACGUUAGUGAAUAUUCUGGCAAUGCAAAUGAGUCACAAAGAAUGAACAGCGGUGAAAUUAGUGUUUUUGAAGUAGGUAACAUAUCUAUAUCAAUCGAGGUUCUUAGACAAGUGACGAACAAUUUUAGCCCUGAUAAUGUGUUAGGAAGAGGAGGGUUUGGGGUUGUUUAUAAGGGAGAAUUACAUGAUGGAACUAAGAUUGCCGUGAAAAGGAUGGAGUCCAGUGGAGCAAUGGGUACGAAAGGGAUGAAAGAGUUUCAAGCAGAAAUUGCUGUCCUUACUAAGGUCAGACACAGACAUUUGGUUGCUCUUCUUGGUUAUUGUAUUAAUGGAAACGAGAGGCUUUUGGUGUACGAAUAUAUGCCACAGGGUGCAUUGAGUCAACAUCUGUUCGAAUGGAGGGAGUAUGGAUUACAGCCUUUAACUUGGAAGCAGAGGGUGACAAUUGCAUUGGAUGUGGGAAGGGGGGUUGAGUAUCUGCAUAGUUUGGCACAACAGAGUUUCAUACACAGAGAUCUAAAACCAUCUAAUAUUCUGCUUGGUGAUGAUAUGAGAGCCAAGGUUGCUGAUUUUGGGUUGGUUAAAAAUGCACCCGAUGGGAAAUACUCGGUGGAGACACGAUUAGCUGGAACAUUUGGGUAUCUUGCACCGGAAUAUGCUGCUACUGGGAGAGUCACAACAAAAGUGGAUGUUUAUGCAUUUGGGGUUGUCCUAAUGGAGAUAAUUACUGGAAGAAAAGCACUGGACGAGACAAUGCCAGAUGAAAGGUCACAUCUUGUGACAUGGUUCCGUAGGGUCUUUAUCAACAGAGACAACCUACGAAAGGCUAUUGACCUGAACCUUGACCAUGAGGAUGAGGAAACUUAUGAGAGCAUCUGUAAGGUGGCUGAGUUGGCAGGUCACUGUACUGCACGUGAGCCAUUUCAGAGACCCGAGAUGGGACAUGCUGUUAACGUACUUGGACCACUUGUUGAACAGUGGAAGCCUUCUAGAUCCGGAGAAGAUGAGGGUGAUGGCGGUAUUGAUCUCCAUAUGAGCCUUCCUCAAGCCCUGCAAAGAUGGCAGGCAGACGAAGGAACUUCUAGAAUGUUUGGUAGUGACUUGUCAUCAUCCUACAGCCAAACACAGUCAAGCAUUCCUUCAAAGCCAUCUGGGCUCGCUGAUACUUUUAAUUCCAUGGAUUGCAGAUGAAUGGUACAAGAUCAUUCCAACAACAUUCAAAAUUUUCUUUCUUUAUGAGGAGACAUAUAUAAACCAAUUUAUUCAACCUACAAUUCUAUGUAAAUAGAUUUCAAAUUCUUGACUUUAAUUGUGUAGUUAUGUUUUUGAGGAAGAAUUGCCUUCAGGAGCUCAGGCAAGCGUAUUGCAGGGACAUUUUAUUGAUUCUUCUUGAUUAGUUUUUGUAUGAAAUUGAUUGCUUUACAUAACUAUCACAGUUAGGAACGUAUGGUGAUGACCGAUGAGUAAUGAUUAAUGACAGGGCUUUUGAGGCUUAAUAAAUUGUGUCAUAC
This is a messenger RNA of Cuscuta epithymum, 3258 nucleotides long. NCBI's taxonomy places the organism in Eukaryota, Viridiplantae, Streptophyta, Magnoliopsida, Solanales, Convolvulaceae. The record is from the annotation of a GenBank genome assembly.